CUUUUUUGUUCUUUCUUUUCAUUUUUUUUUUUCUUAACUCGUGUGCAUCGCCCAUUGUACUAAGGAAAUGAACAGACUUGUCAGCAAGGCACUUCAAACUACUGCCUCUCGCCAAAGCCGUAAGAGCGCUACUGGCAUUCUCAACCGUCUUUACUCUACCCACAAAGAAAUCAAAUUUGGCGUCGAAGGUCGCGCCGGUCUUUUGAAGGGUGUGGAUGUUCUUGCCAAGGCUGUUGCUGUCACUCUUGGUCCCAAGGGUCGUAACGUCCUUAUUGAGCAACCUUAUGGUUCUCCCAAGAUUACUAAAGAUGGUGUUACUGUUGCUAAAUCCAUCGUUUUAGAAGAUAAAUUUGAAAACUUGGGUGCUAGACUCGUUCAAGAUGUAGCUAGUAAGACAAACGAAAUUGCUGGGGAUGGUACUACUACUGCUACCGUCUUGGCCCGUGCCAUCUUUACUGAAGGUGUCAAAAACGUGGCCGCUGGUUGUAACCCUUUGGACCUUCGUCGUGGUGCUCAAUUAGCCGUGGAUCACGUUCUUGAAUUCUUGAAAUCUAAUAGCAAGGUGAUUACCACCUCUGCCGAAAUUGCUCAAGUGGCUACUAUUUCUGCCAAUGGUGAUAAGCAUGUAGGUAAUUUGAUUGCUCAAGCUAUGGAGCGUGUGGGUAAGGAAGGCGUCAUUACGGUCAAGGCCGGUAAGACGAUUGACGAUGAAUUGGAAGUCACUGAGGGUAUGCGCUUCGACCGUGGUUUCAUCUCUCCUUACUUCAUCACCGAUACCAAGACACAACGCGUUGAAUUCGAAAAGCCUUUGAUCUUGUUGUCCGAAAAGAAGAUUUCUUUACUCCAAGACAUUUUACCUGCUCUUGAAGCCGCUGCCACACAACGCCGUCCUCUUUUGAUUGUUGCUGAAGAUGUGGAUGGUGAAGCUCUCGCUGCUUGUAUUUUGAACAAGCUUCGUGGACAAAUCCAAGUGGCCGCUGUCAAGGCGCCUGGUUUCGGUGACAACCGUAAAUCGAUCUUGGGCGAUCUUGGUGUGCUCACCCACUCCACCGUCUUCUCGGAUGAAUUAGACCUCAAGUUAGAAAAGGCCACCCCCGAACUUCUGGGUACCACGGGCUCUGUCACGAUCACCAAAGAAGAUACCGUCCUUUUGAACGGUGCUGGUACCAAGGACAGCAUUUCUCAGCGUUGUGAACAAAUUCGUGGUGCCAUUGAAGACCCUAGCACUUCAGAAUACGAAAAGGAAAAACUUCAAGAACGUCUCGCUAAGCUCUCGGGUGGUGUGGCUGUCAUCCGUGUCGGUGGUGCUUCUGAAGUGGAAGUGGGUGAAAAGAAGGAUCGUUUCGAUGAUGCUCUGUGUGCUACUCGUGCCGCUGUGGAAGAGGGUAUCGUUCCUGGCGGUGGUGUGGCUCUCUUGAAGGCAGCCAACUCUCUUGAAAACCUCAAGGGUGCCAACUUUGACCAACAAUUGGGUAUCAAUAUCAUCCGUCAAGCCAUCCAACGUCCUUGUCGCACCAUUGUCGACAAUGCGGGUGGUGAAGGAUCGGUCGUCGCUGGCAAGAUUUUGGAAGACAAGUCGGGUAACUCCAACUGGGGCUACGAUGCCUCCACCAACGAAUACUGUGAUAUGAUUGAACGCGGUAUCAUUGAUCCUACCAAGGUGGUUCGUACAGCUCUUGUGGAUGCUGCUGGUGUUGCCUCUCUUUUGACCACCACCGAAUGUAUGAUUGUAGAUGCUCCUCAAAAGGAGACGCCUGCUAUGCCCAUGGGUGGCGGUAUGGGCGGUAUGGGUGGUAUGAUUAUGAACCCCUUUCAUUUUUCAUUGAGGGUUUUCUUUUUUCCAUCCUGCAUGAAUGGCAAAAAUGCAAAUGCCAAAUGCAACCUAUUCUCUGCACGUUUCAAGGGGGGAGUGCGCGGAGAGGCUGGAAUUGUCGCACAGACAUUCUCUUUGAUUGUCAUGUUGGGCUUGAACCAAGGAACAUGA
This is a messenger RNA of Mycotypha africana, 1984 nucleotides long. RefSeq names its product hsp60-like protein. The transcript has 4 exons. NCBI's taxonomy places the organism in Eukaryota, Fungi, Mucoromycota, Mucoromycetes, Mucorales, Mycotyphaceae. Bases 68 to 1984 code for a protein of 638 amino acids. Gene Ontology annotation, cellular component: mitochondrial matrix; mitochondrial inner membrane. Gene Ontology annotation, biological process: protein import into mitochondrial intermembrane space; protein refolding; apoptotic mitochondrial changes. Gene Ontology annotation, molecular function: ATP-dependent protein folding chaperone; ATP binding; protein-folding chaperone binding. The record is from RefSeq and is a predicted model, not a curated record.